AUGACGUCGUACGUGACGCUGCCAUCAUCAAACAUGGCUGACGAAGAAAACACAAACAUGGAAGUCGAUAAGGAAAAAAAUAAACCUUUUGCUAACUCAGUUAAGCCACUCGUGGACGAGGUUACACAAAGAAUAGGCAGCCAGAACAAUGUCAAAGGGAAGAAAGACGCCGGUGAAUGCCGUGCCACAACGGAAUACUGCGAGAAGCUGCAGGGGUGGAUGUGGCAGUACUACACUGGAUAUGUCAACUGGCAGAGCUGGAUGGCAGCGUCAGCCAUGUACUGCCCUUAUUAUUUACAGUCAGACAGUGGGACGUCGACGUCACAGCUUGAUAUCAACUCUCAGAGCUGGUAUAAUGGUCCGUUUGGGCUUCCGAUGUCGCCCUAUCCACCUGCCGCCACCUCCCGGGCAGGUGAAGCCGCUGGCGGGGCUGCAGUGGCCGCACAGCCACAGCAGCCGCCGCAGGAGAAUGGAAAUGCACAGAGACCAGGUCGGGAGUAUGGCAUUCCUUCACCUCUCCAAAGACUCCUGGCUGAGAUGGUGGAUUUCUUCAUACUGUUUUUCAUUAAAGCAACCAUAAUCAUCAGUAUUAUGCAUCUGAGUGGAAUCAAGGAUGUUUCCAAGUUCGCCAUGCAUUUCAUAGUGGAGGAAAUAGAUGAGGACACAUCGAUGGAGGAGCUACAGAAAAUGAUGCUUGUUGCACUUGUGUAUCGGAUAUUAGUGUGUUUUUACGAGAUUGUGUGCAUUUGGGGAGCAGGAGGCGCCACUCCAGGGAAGUUUCUCGUUGGACUCAGAGUUGUUACAUGUGACUCAUCAGUUCUGGUUCAGCCUAACAGGGUGCUUGUAGUGCCAGCAAAUAAUGUCUCUUUGUCUGCAUCAAUUGUUCGAGCCUUGAACAAGAACUUUUCAAUCGCCUUCUUUUUCCCGGCUUUCAUCACACUUCUGUUCUUCCAGCACAACAGGACUGUGUAUGAUAUGGUAGCUGGUACAAUUGUUGUUAAGCGUUCCAGGAUCAGAUGACGCAGAAGAACCCAGAAGAGAGUCCUACAUUAAUACUGAGCAGGCACUGUGUGUGUUUAAAAAAGCCUUUUUAAGCUAUCGUCAGAACGUACAGGAGCAUUACGUUGGUUGCAGAGAGUUUGAUACACAUCAGUAUGAACUAUUUCAAUUCCCUACAACUUGGGUUUGGUUUGUCUCGGACACAGACUGUAUUUCUGCAUGUGUUUCUACAUGCUGCUUUCAGAAACUGUUCCUGUGCCAAAUUGAUGUCUCAUUUGAAGACAGGAAUAAUGAUGGCAUAUGCCACCAUUUGAUUAACACAACAUUUGCCUCUUUUUAAAUACUAAUCUUCCAGAUUAAGGGUGAAUGUCUCAUGUCACUCAGUAUUGAAGUCGCUAAUCAUGCAUUCAUGAGAUUAUACCUCCAGUAUCUCUUUGUAUUACAUUUUCUUUCUUAAGAAUUGUAUGCCCAGACUUUUCAAUUUUGAGUCAUUGACCUUGGUAUCGGCAGGAGUGAUGCUUUAUGAUUAUGUUUUACAGAUGGUGAAAUGCUGUGGUUUUAAGGCACAUUUAAUUGUAUUGAAAGGAAACGUAAACCGUGCUCACAAUUGCUCUUCCUUUUACUCUGACAGCAUGUGUGUGACUGAAAAGUUAACGUAUGACACAUUUUAUGUGAUUAACAGUUUUUGCAUUUAAUAAGAUUAAAUGAAACCACCACUAUGUCCCUGCAUGUUUUGAGAUGUCUGUCUUUUAGCAGUUUGUCUGCUAUUUGAUCAUUUUCACAAUGUUUUCGUACUAAUGAAUUGAUACCUUUA
Messenger RNA from Cottoperca gobio, 1813 nucleotides. Its product is annotated as protein FAM8A1-like. The record is from RefSeq and is a predicted model, not a curated record. NCBI's taxonomy places the organism in Eukaryota, Metazoa, Chordata, Actinopteri, Perciformes, Bovichtidae.